UAAAGUACCUAUUUAGUUUUGAGUAAUUUUACAUUAUGCUACUCAAGUUAGGGUACCCUACACACUGUUCUAGGUAAUAGGGUGGCAUUAUCAAUUCUCGGCAAAACAUUGCCUCGACCCUGAGUGUCCCAAAACCUUAUCCCAAGUUUAAACAACCCACUGUAUAAUGUGUACUCACUUCAAGCAUUAAAACCAGUAAGGAAGAAGAAGCAUCAUAAGCCCUAAUCCAUUUCAAAACAUCAUAACCUUCAAAACCAGAUUUCAAUGGCGGAUCUAGACCAGAUGGACAACUCCAAUCGUUUCGCACCUAUAUCCAAAGAAACAGCACUUCAAGCCCUAAACACCAUUAUCCAGCUCCACUUCGAGAAAACCCUAGAAAAGAAACGCGCAGUCGACCUCCAAAAGAAGCAGCUAUUCCAGUUCUUUCUCCUCUUCUUUGUCUUUCUAGCCCUAGCUUUCGCCUCGUCGGCUCUCUCUCCUCGCCUUCAAUGCCGCCAUUGUUGGGCACCUAUCGGUCUGGUAUCUCUCGCUCACCUCAUCUUCUAUGCAGCCAUGGCUCAAACCCUAAGGUGCAUCAAUGGAUUCAAAUAUCAGAGAAGGUGCCACAAACUGACCCUAGGGUUAGCUACUGAGAAGCUAAGGCAGAUUAGAAGUGGAAAUGCGGCUGCAACAGAGGAAGAGGAGCUCGAGAUCCAUUACCAGGAGCCACCUGCAUCUUAUUUUGGAAAGUUUAAAAGGAACUGGGCCAUGUAUUUUGGAUUCCUGGUUCUCACAUUUGGGUUCACGGUCUCUUCCAUUGUUGCUCUUCUGUGUUUUUGAAGGAUUGGGGUUUCUGUGAUCCCUAGAGUUUAGGGUUUUCUUCCAUUGUUUCUGAAUUCAUGGGCUCUUUGGUGUGGCCAUGGGUUUUCAAAUUAGUGGUUUUUUGAAUUCAUGGCUUUAGUGACUCUCGAUUUCGUGGUUAUGAAUGGUUGGUUGUAUGUGAAUGUGGCUUCUAUGUAUUUUUUUGAAGGCUCAAACCUUUCCUCUGCAACUAUGUUUUGUCCCGUUUUGUUUACUGUUUCAUGGAUCCGGUGUGGCUUCUUUGAACACUCUCUCUCUCUCUCUA
Molecule: messenger RNA, 1105 nt
Organism: Amborella trichopoda
Lineage: Eukaryota; Viridiplantae; Streptophyta; Magnoliopsida; Amborellales; Amborellaceae
Source: RefSeq, a predicted model, not a curated record